AUGGCAGAGCAUCCCAUUAUAAAGGGCAACUUCUGCCAUGGCAACAACACAUUUGAAGGCAAAGCUAGUGUGAUGGAGAUGUUCUCAUUGAAAGGGAAAACUGCGGUUGUCACAGGAGCAGGCGCGGGUAUUGGGUUGAGCGUUGCACAUGCUCUUGCUGAAGCCGGCGCCAAUGUUGUCAUUUGGUACAACAGCAAUAGCAAAGCGAUUGAAGAAGCUGCAAACAUUGAGAAAGCCUACGGAGUUCAGUGCCGCGCUUAUCAAGUCAACAUCAAACAAAGUGAAGAGAUCGAAAAGCUCCUUGAAACAUGCGUCCGUGAAUUCCAAGGUCGGCUCGACAUCUUCAUUGCCAAUUCUGGCAUUCCAUGGACCAAGGGGCCUAUGGUGGAUGCCCCACUCGACCACUACUCAAAUGUGACCCAGACAGAUCUGGAUGGAACUUUCUAUUGUGCCAGAGCAGCAGCAACUCACUGGAGACGCCAGAAAGCAGAGAACACCAAUAUAUUUGGACUACCUCUUGAAGGAUUCACUUAUGGCAGCUUUGUCGCUACUGCUUCAAUGAGUGGCAGCAUCGUCAACGUUCCUCAGCUCCAGGCUGCCUAUAAUGCCGCUAAAGCUGGAGUUAUUCACCUUUGCAAGUCGCUUGCGGUAGAGUGGGUUCGGUUUGCCCGUGCGAAUACCGUCUCUCCGGGUUACAUUGCGACGGAGAUUUCUCAAUUUAUUGAUGCUGAAACGAAGAUGAUGUGGAGGGAUAAAAUCCCCAUGGGUCGAGAAGGGCUACCGCAAGAGCUGAAGGGAGCUUAUCUAUACCUCGCCUCCGAUGCUUCCAGUUACACAACCGGAGCUGACCUUAUUGUUGAUGGAGGCUAUACACUACCAUAG
Molecule: messenger RNA, 882 nt
Organism: Penicillium pulvis
Lineage: Eukaryota; Fungi; Ascomycota; Eurotiomycetes; Eurotiales; Aspergillaceae
Product: putative carbonyl reductase
Exons: 3
Coding region: 1-882 (293 amino acids)
Cellular component (GO): intracellular anatomical structure
Molecular function (GO): oxidoreductase activity, acting on NAD(P)H, oxygen as acceptor
Source: RefSeq, a predicted model, not a curated record